AUGUCUUCUUCGCCUUUUCCGAGGGCUCCUCACUCAUCUUGGACACAAAAUAAUACAAAUAAUGGCACAAGGCCAUUACGCCGUCAGUUUCAUGUACUUGAUGUGCCUCCUCUUAAUUGUGUUCCAUACUCUGGUCCACCUCCAGGCUCCACUUCAACACCAAUAGAUAUAGAUGGCAUUCCAUCCCUACAAGUUAAUUCCAGGCCUCCCAUUGGUAACCACCCUGCUAUGGUAUUUAUGCCUUCUUGUACAACUAAUGAAGAGUGGAGCAACAUUUUAGCUGCUACCAGAAGUGGAAUUGUACUAUCUGGGAGUGCUGCAUCGGGAAAGAUGGGACCACCUAUAGGAGCUGUAGAUGUUGGUGAAUCUGAGGAUAAAUAUAUAUUUCGUGUAGCACUACCAGGCGUCUCAAGGGUUGAAAACACUUUCACUUGUGAUUUUGAACCUGAUGGGAAAGUAAUGAUUAAGGGUAUUACAUCAACCGGCCAACAAACAAUUCAGAAGAAGAACAUGUUUCUGAAUUGUUUUGAGUUUUCUCUGGUCCAAAAAACUCGACUUGAUAGACAACGCUGGAAGGAUUAUAUGACCGGAUUAGCAGCAGAUUGGUUGAAAGAACCAGCUAGGCUCUAA
Messenger RNA from Fraxinus pennsylvanica, 630 nucleotides. The record is from the annotation of a GenBank genome assembly. Lineage: Eukaryota; Viridiplantae; Streptophyta; Magnoliopsida; Lamiales; Oleaceae.